Molecule: messenger RNA, 2416 nt
Organism: Habropoda laboriosa
Lineage: Eukaryota; Metazoa; Arthropoda; Insecta; Hymenoptera; Apidae
Gene: ThrRS
Product: threonine--tRNA ligase, cytoplasmic
Exons: 5
Coding region: 217-2343 (708 amino acids)
Biological process (GO): threonyl-tRNA aminoacylation
Cellular component (GO): cytoplasm
Molecular function (GO): threonine-tRNA ligase activity; ATP binding
Source: RefSeq, a predicted model, not a curated record
UAUACACGUAUAUUCAGUAAUCUGAUCACGUUUGUCAGAAACAAGGUGGUACACGUUUUAAUAGUCGUUAGUCAGCAAGUGUAGCUUCAAUAUGGUCGACAGCAUGAGUGACGACGUGGUGAAUAACGUGCAAAACCUAAAUAUAAAGGAAGAAAAGGCAUGAAUACGGUUUAAAUUUAAUAAAGUUUUUCUUAUUUUCAUUUGUAGAGCUAAAAUAUGUCGAUGACUUUGCGUAUUAGCACUUAUAGAAACCUUUACAAUGUUUCUAAACGGACACAUGCUUGGAAACUUAUAGGCAUCGAAGAAAAGUCUGUUUCUGAAUUAAAUCCUUGGCCAAGUUAUAUUCAGGAUCGUAUUAUACUAUGGGACAAACUGAAAGCAGAGUAUGAAGCAUCAUUAACUGAAAAACCAGUUAAGGACAUAACAGUAACGCUUUCUGAUGGAAAAGAGGUUGUGGCACAAUCUUGGCGUUCAACACCAUAUGAAGUUGCAAAGAACAUUAGUCAAGGUUUAGCAGAUAGUACUGUUAUUGCAAAAGUUAACAAUGAACUGUGGGAUCUUGACAGACCUUUGGAGUUUGAUUGUAAACUUGAACUUCUCAAGUUUGACCAUCUAGAUGCCCAGCAAGUGUUUUGGCACUCCAGUGCACAUAUUUUGGGAGAAGCCAUGGAAAGAGUAUAUGGUGGUUGCUUGUGUUAUGGUCCACCAAUAGAAAAUGGAUUUUAUUAUGACAUGUACUUAGAAAACAAAGGAAUUUCUAAUUUAGACUUCCCAUACUUGGAGAGUCUUUACAAAAAUAUAGUUAAAGAAAAACAAGCUUUUGAAAGAUUAGAAAUGACCAAGGAAGAUCUCUUAGAGAUGUUCAAAUACAAUGAAUUCAAAGUUCGUAUUAUCAAUGAAAAAAUACAUACACCUACUACUACAGUAUAUAGGUGUGGUCCAUUGAUUGAUUUAUGUAGAGGACCACACAUCAGACAUACUGGAAAAGUCAAAGCUAUUAGAAUCACUAAAAACUCUUCCACUUAUUGGGAAGGGAAUGCCAAUGCAGAAUCUUUACAAAGAGUAUAUGGUAUCAGUUUUCCAGAUACCAAACAAUUAAAGGAAUGGGAAAAGUUCCAAGAGGAGGCUGCUAAACGAGACCACAGAAAAAUAGGAAAAGAGCAAGAGUUAUUCUUCUUCCAUGAACUUUCCCCAGGAUCAUGUUUCUUUCAACCACGUGGAGCGUAUAUUUAUAAUACUUUAAUCGAAUUUAUUCGUUCUGAAUAUCGAAAACGUGGCUUCCAAGAAGUAAUCACACCUAAUAUUUAUAACAGUAAAUUAUGGCAAACGUCUGGUCAUUGGUUGCAUUAUUCCGAAAAUAUGUUUUCCUUUGACGUCGAGAAGGAAACCUUCGCUCUUAAGCCAAUGAAUUGCCCUGGUCAUUGUAUGAUCUUCGAAGUUCGUAAUAGAUCUUGGCGUGAAUUGCCGUUAAGAAUGGCAGAUUUUGGAGUACUACACAGAAAUGAAUUGUCUGGUGCAUUAACUGGACUUACUAGAGUCAGACGUUUCCAGCAAGAUGACGCUCACAUAUUCUGUUCGGCCGAUCAAAUUAAAGAUGAAGUGAUAGGCGCACUUAACUUUUUGAAACACGUAUAUACCGUAUUUGGCUUUACAUUUCACUUAUGUCUGUCUACAAGGCCUGAAAAAUAUUUAGGAGAUUUGGCUAUGUGGGAUGAAGCUGAAAAAGCAUUAACUGAAAGUUUGAAGGUAUUUGGAGAACCGUGGAAAAUUAAUCCAGAGGAUGGCGCAUUUUAUGGUCCAAAAAUUGAUAUAACAAUUAUGGAUGCGCUUAAGAGACAUCAACAGUGCGCUACCAUUCAAUUGGACUUCCAAUUGCCAAUUAGAUUUAAUUUAUCUUAUGUUAAUGAAUCUGGUGAAAAAACAAGGCCAGUAAUUAUUCACAGAGCCAUUUUGGGUUCUGUAGAGAGAAUGAUCGCAAUUUUAACAGAAUCGUACGCCGGAAAAUGGCCGUUUUGGUUGUCCCCUCGACAAGCAAUGAUUAUUCCAGUAAGUUCUCAAUUCGAUGAUUAUGCCGUCCAAGUGAAAGACAAACUUUGGAAUGCUGGAUUUAUGGCAGAACUUGAUACCGAUCCAAGUGACACUCUGAAUAAAAAAAUACGAAAUGCCCAGCUUGCACAAUUUAACUUCAUCCUUGUUGUUGGAGAAAAGGAACUUAAUGCUGGUACAGUAAAUGUACGAACCAGGGAUAAUGUAGUGCACGGAGAAGUCCUUGUUGACGAUUUAAUUGAAAAAUUCAAAGUAUUCAAAGAGAGGAAGGAUAAAAAUUGUGAAGAAAGGUUUUAAAUUGGCUCUGUGCGCAGACAGGGUAUUUAUUUAUUUCUAGGGUAUAAUUCCGAAGCUAUCGGUUGUAAUACGG